This is a messenger RNA of Leishmania braziliensis MHOM/BR/75/M2904, 1635 nucleotides long. RefSeq lists its product as hypothetical. The transcript has a single exon. Lineage: Eukaryota; Euglenozoa; Kinetoplastea; Trypanosomatida; Trypanosomatidae. The record is from RefSeq and is a predicted model, not a curated record. Bases 1 to 1635 code for a protein of 544 amino acids.
AUGCAUACCAGAGCAUCUCCGCAGCAGCUCCUCAAUGAGCUCGCUGUGCGAGAGCGACGCGUCCUGCAGCAGUUGCGCGACCUCUCCGGUAUGAACCAGUCUCCGAUACCACCUAGCCGGCCCUACGAGAGUUUGCCGGUGACACCGGAGAGACUCAACACCGCAUCGCUGCACUUGGCAUCGUCUGUGUCCCCACCACAACCGCUUUCCUCUCCUUCGACCGCCACCGGUCAUGAAGAUUAUCGAGUGGAGAAGCCGUCGCGAUGCCAGCAAGAAAACGGCCGCCAUGACAUCUGCCUUCCCCCGCGUGGGACUGCGGGCAAUCUGGAGCGAGACCUUCAGCGACUCCAGUACCUACUCCGACACAGUCCGCUGACGAGGACGCAGCCGUCAAUCGCGGACGCAGGCGACGAGGGCGGCUCUGAAGCGACCAACGCUCAGCAGCCGCAACAGCAUUUCUCGGUGGUACACAAAUGGGGCGGCGCUGCAGUGGUACCUGAAAAGAGGACACGCGAGGCGCGUCGGCCCAACUUGAGUGCAUCCCCAGUGACGCCGGAGGUGAAGCGCGACCGACGAGAAACGGCGGUCUACUACGCACCACCCCCGCCUCUAACUCCUUUCCCAUUGUACACAGAGACGCCUCCGUUGCAUCCGAGCGGUGGCUCAACUUCUCCAGCGCGACGCAGUGCGGUGCUGGACAUGGACGAGGAGCCCCGUGACGAGGAUGUGGCACUCGCCAGUGAUGCUCUUGCACACUUUUCUCAAGUGGCUGCUGGGGUAGUAGCCGGCGGUGCACAGGACAUGUUUAGAAGGGUGAAUGCGACUAUGUUCCCUGGACGGGCUUCAGCGAAUACUGUAAGCGCCUGCACAGCGCCUCUCUACCACCAACCAGACAACACUGUGCCGAGUGAGGCGUACAGUGAGCGGUGCGCCGCCUCUCCUGUGGCUCCUUCCACUGGUACGUGGCGACGGUCUCCGGUGCGGUGGUUUGCUUCUGCUGCCGCGGCCUCAACCUCACAGAACGCACCCCGAUACGAGCGGUGCGAAGAGGCGGAAGAGAAGUUAACGACUCGGUGUGUGCCUGCGUUGGACGUGUGGGCUGCGCAUCGCACGGUGCAUGGCGUGCCUCACGAAGCGGAACGUUCUGACUCGACUUCCAUGGAGGCCUCGCUACUGCCGACAGGGAUAUCUUCUCGGGCUUCACGUCCGCCUCUGUCGCCGUCUCUCCAGGGGGAGCUCUCCAACGUUGACGCACCACUGCACCCAGCCCUGUCAAGUACCAGUCCGCCUCCACGCAUGCCAGGGACGUCGCCUCCUCUUGCCAAAAUCUAUCCACCCCCCGGCUCCACUGUCGGUCUCACCUUUCCAACGCCUACCCUUGACGAGAACGCAGCCUCACCGUCCUUCGCUGCCACACUACAGAGCAAAGCUGCAACACCGCAGCCGACUUUGCACAACGGCGGCGGACACCACGGCCGCAGUGUAUUGGUGGAGCCUCAGCCUCCGUGCGCCGCAACGCAGAUGCAGCACGGUGUCAUGCGAACCACCUCCUGGUAUGCGCUGAAGGCGUUCUACGCCCGGCAGUCCAGCGCCGGUGCCUUGCUGACACCGUUGUGGGAAGAUGGUAUUUCAUAG